AGAGAGAGAGAGAGAACUAUAUAGAGUAGUAGUGUAGAGUUCUAAUUAGGAAUACUAUUACUAUAUUCGAAGGAAAGGCCAAGAAAAGAACAAGUCGAAGGAGAAGAGAGAAAGUGCAGAUAUCCUCCUCACGUGUGCAUGCAUCAUGCAACAGCAGAACCAACCCAACGCCAGUCUUCUUGUCCCUUUGUCUAAUUAUGACGUCAUAGAGCUAAAAUUGGAAAAUAGCCAGUUGGCCAUGCAUGGGCUUGGUGGGCUUCCUCCCACAUCCCAAUCAAAGCCCGCAUGGGGUAGGAGCAUGGCUUGUGACACAUUAGAAUCAAUUGUCGAUCAAGCUACAUGCCACAAACGUGACCCAAAUAUCAUCCGCCAUGACCAGACACCGGCCAACAUAAGCUCAAUGGUUGCAUCCUCCGGCGGAACAUGGACUGACAGCUCUGUCCAAGUACCGCCGGCACAGGGGUGGAUAAGAAAACACACUCAGUCAGAUUCCGGCUUCUUUGAGAAUAAUUUUAGUAGUAAGACUAAUAGCAUUCAUGAAGAACAUGCAGAUCCCAGUAGUGUUAGAUUGUGCAGGGACAAUGAUACAACUAUGUCCACAUUGGUUUCUUUUGAGUCUCCUCCCAGUUUGAAGACCAAAAGCAUCGAAGAGGAUUCGGCCUGUCACGGAGGACUGCAGAAAAACCGAGAUGAUGGCCGGGAAACCACCAAAGGUGGAAAACCAAGCCGUUCACACUCAACAAGACCAAGGCGAGCUGCUGCUGUUCAUAAUCAAUCAGAGCGGAAACGAAGAGACCGGAUUAACCAGAAGAUGAAAGCUCUGCAAAGGUUGGUGCCAAAUGCAAGUAAGACUAAUAAAGCUUCAAUGCUUGAUGAGGUGAUCAAAUACUUGCAACAACUUCAAGCUCAAGUCCAAAUGAUGCAUAGUAUGAGAAAUUUCAUGCCUAAUGGCCAUAUGAACAUGAAUAUGAUGAUGCCUUUAGAAAUUCAGCAGCAACAUCUUCAUCAAAUGUCACUCCUCGCUCAUAUGGGAAUGGGAACGGGAACAGGAACGCGCAUUCAUCCUACACCGGUUGUGGCUGCCGCUCCUCCUUCUUUCAUGCCGCCCUUUAUGAUGCCACCGUUGAUGCCACCGCACCCUCCUCCUCAAGCAAAGCCUGAACCAACCGGCACUAACGAUGGUUCAGACCCUCUACCUGAUCCAUAUUGUUCCCUCCUAGCACAGCAAUCAAUGAAUAUGGACCUGUUCAACAGGAUGGCAGCUCUCUAUCGCCUACAAGUCACUCCGGCGACAGCAGCGUCAAGCAGCCCGUCACAGUCAAGCCAGGUUCGAAGGAACUAGUAAGGACCCACCUAGCUCCCGGAUAUUAUAGUUCACGUGAUAAGAGAAAUACUAAUAGUACGAGCUAGCCCUUGUAAAAUGUGACUAAUUCAAACGUUAUCUCUCUUAAUUACUAAUGAUCUUGUAUGAUGGACUUAUCAAUUAAGUCUUGUAAA
This is a messenger RNA of Pyrus x bretschneideri (Chinese white pear), 1497 nucleotides long. Its product is annotated as transcription factor PIF7-like. The record is from RefSeq and is a predicted model, not a curated record. Gene Ontology annotation, cellular component: nucleus. The transcript is spliced from 6 exons. Gene Ontology annotation, molecular function: protein dimerization activity. NCBI's taxonomy places the organism in Eukaryota, Viridiplantae, Streptophyta, Magnoliopsida, Rosales, Rosaceae. Bases 146 to 1342 code for a protein of 398 amino acids.